AUGAAAAGAAAUAGUGAUCAACCAUCUUUAUUCGAUUUUGGUGUAAAAAAAAUUAAAAAUAAUGAAGAAACUGAAACUUCUAAUAAUAUAAAUGAUGCAAAAAAAUACGAGUUAUUAAAAAAUCCAUGGACACCGCCCAAAAAUUACCAAUUUCCCAUCGAACAACAAAGGCGGCUGAAAUUUCAAUUCGAUUGGUUAAUCCGUUUUCCUUGGCUUGUUUACUCCGAAAAAGUGCAAGGUGCCCUGUGUAAAUGCUGUGUACUAUUUGCCAAUAACAGUGUUGGUAAAGGGAUCCAUCAAAAAUUAGGUGCUUUGAUUAUAAAACCUUUUACAAAAUGGAAGGAUGCCAUUGAACGUUUUAAUCGUCAUUCAAACUCUGCGUAUCAUAAACUUUCAAUCAUUCGCUCUGAAGAAUUUAUUAAAGUAAUGGAAAACAAAAAAAAUAAUAUUGCAAAUGAGAUAGAUAUUUCACUAAAAAAACAAGUCAUUGAAAAUCGAACUAUUCUUCGUACAAUAAUUGAAACCUUAAUUUUAUGUGGAAAACAAAAUAUUGCUUUAAGAGGUAAUAAUGACAGUGGAAAAAUAUAUGAUGAAAGUAUAGAAACAAAUGACGGGAAUUUUAGAUCUUUAUUAAGAUUUAAAUCAUUGACUGAUCCUAUUUUAGACAAACAUUUAAAAAACGCAACUUCUUUUGCAUCUUACACGAGUCUUAAUGUUCAAAAUAAAAUCAUUACUAUUUGUGUAGACGAAACACAAGACGUAUCUCGGUUAGAACAAAUGUCUUUUUGUGUACGAUACGUUGACGGUGUGUCAAACUGUAUUAUGGAAGAUUUUCUUGAAUUUUCAAUUGUUCAUGAUAUGACUGGUAAAGGAUUAUCUACUUCUAUACUUCAGUUGCUAGAGAAAUUCGGACUUGAAAAAAAAUUUCUUGUAGGACAAGGUUAUGGUGGCGCGGCAUCGAUGAGUGGGCAGUUCAAUGGCGUCCAACAAUACAUAAGAGAGGCUGUUCCACAUGCGCUUUAUGUGCAUUGCGCUUCUCAUUCUUUGAAUUUGGCUGUAGGAAGUUCAUGUAAAAUCGUAUCAAUUAGAAACUGUAUUGGAACUGUAUCUUCAGUAAUAACGUUUUUCCGAGCUUCAUCGCAAAGAACAAAAACACUGAUUGAAUGUAUUAAUGAAUAUGUCCCACAAAGUCGAACAAAAACUCUAAUAAAAAUGUGUGAAACGCGAUGGGUAGAUCGACAUGAAAGCUUAAUUAGAUUUAAAGAAUUAUAUAAAGCUAUUUAUUAUGCAUUAAAAAAAUUAGAAGAGUGUUCAAAUAUAGAAACAUCACGUACAGCUUUUCUGCUUUCAAUUUCCAUUAAUAACUCAGUUUUUAUCAUAGCUUUACAUGUGAUUGAGAAGUUUUUUUCUAUAACUUUACCACUAUCUAUAGCACUACAAAAAGUAAAUAUUGAUUUGUCAUAUUGUUAUGAGCGAGUAACAGAUGUAUGUCAAAUAUUUAAAGAAAUUCGAGAAAAUGGCGAUGAUGAGUUUAAACAAAUAUUUUCUAAUGUAGAAGAGUCUAUGUUAGAAGGAAUUAUUGAGGUACCAAGAACUGUAGGACGACAAACUGCACGUAACAAUAUUCCAUCUGAUUCUCCGGAACAGUAUUACAAAAGAUCAAUAUUUUUACCGUUUUUGGAUCAUUUUAUUUGUCAAUUACAAGAUAGAUUUACUAAUCAUCAUCGUGUAAUGGCCAAACUACAAUCACUUAUUCCAAAUUUUCUUAAAAAUACAACUGAUAUAAAAGAUUUUCAAGAGGUAGCGCUUUUUUAUAAAGAUAUUUUACCUAAUUAUGAAACAUUUGACGCAGAAAUUAAAAUAUGGCUAGCUAAAUGGAAAAAUGUAUCUGAUAGAGACCGUCCAACUACAUCAUUGACUACUUUGUCUGCAAUGUCUUAUGAUUUUUUCCCAAACAUUCACAGUCUUUUGACAAUUAUGGCCACAUUACCUGUUACAACUGCUACUGCUGAACGGUCAUUCUCAACUCUACGGAGACUUAAAACAUACUUACGAAACAAUAUGGGAGAAACGAGACUUACUGGAUUGGCUUCACUAAACAUAUACCGAAAUGUUGAUUUAAAUGUGGAAGAAAUUAUCGAUAGAUUUGCAAUGUUACCACGAAAAUGGGAUUUUAUACUUUAG
Messenger RNA from Metopolophium dirhodum (rose-grain aphid), 2184 nucleotides. RefSeq names its product 52 kDa repressor of the inhibitor of the protein kinase-like. Gene Ontology annotation, molecular function: protein dimerization activity. The coding region runs from base 1 to 2184 and encodes 727 amino acids. The record is from RefSeq and is a predicted model, not a curated record. The transcript is spliced from 4 exons. Lineage: Eukaryota; Metazoa; Arthropoda; Insecta; Hemiptera; Aphididae.